Danio aesculapii is the source of this 2498-nucleotide messenger RNA. Its product is annotated as interferon-induced GTP-binding protein Mx3-like. The record is from RefSeq and is a predicted model, not a curated record. The coding region runs from base 201 to 2117 and encodes 638 amino acids. Gene Ontology annotation, biological process: defense response to virus. Gene Ontology annotation, molecular function: microtubule binding; GTPase activity; GTP binding. The transcript is spliced from 15 exons. Lineage: Eukaryota; Metazoa; Chordata; Actinopteri; Cypriniformes; Danionidae. Gene Ontology annotation, cellular component: cytoplasm; nucleus; microtubule.
UCACUGCAUUAUGGGUGAAACUGCCACGGUGGCAGAAAGAAGCCAACAAUACAGAGCCUGAGAAAGAGUUCAUUAAUCUGCAUAGUCUAAGAGGGUGCACACGAGGGCGACGCCGUGGCGCAGUAGGUAGUGCCUCACAGCAAGAAGAUCACUGGUUCGAGCCACUGCUGGGUCAUUUGGCGUUUCUGUGUGGAGUUUGCAUGUUCUCCCUGUUUUCGCGUGGGUUUCCUCCGGGUGCUCCGGUUUCUCCCACAGUCCAGUACAGUAAAGGGAUGGAAGGAGAGUUUCACCAUCAUUUAGAUGAGAACAUUCGUCCAUACAUUGACUUGAUCGACACUCUGAGAUCAGUUGGCGUUCAGAAUGAUGUGUCAUUACCAACUAUUGUAGUGAUCGGAGACCAGAGUUCUGGAAAAAGCUCUGUGCUUGAAGCUCUUUCCGGAGUUGCACUGCCAAGAGGAAGUGGAAUUGUCACCAGAUGUCCUCUAGAGCUGAGGCUGAGGAAGGUUACAGGAGUAAAGUGGAAGGCUGUUUUAACUUACCGUUCUGUGAAAUCAAGGCCAGAUAAACAUGGUAACAAUGUGAAGAAAUUUGAAUUUGAAGAUUCUUCCAUUGUUGAAAAACACAUAACAGACGCCCAGAAUGAGCUUGCAGGAAAAGGGGUUGGGAUCUGUGAUGAGCUCAUCACUUUAGAGGUCAUGUCAAAAGAUGUGUGUGACCUCACACUGAUUGAUCUACCAGGAAUUGUUCGAGUCCCAGUAGCAGGACAACCAGAGGAUAUUGGAGAUCAGAUCAAAUGUCUGAUCAUGAAAUACAUUCAGAAACAUGAGACUAUAAACCUGGUAGUUGUCCCCUGUAAUAUCGACAUCGCAACAACAGAAGCACUAAAAAUGGCACAAAACGUAGACCCUGAGGGUAUCAGAACUGUUGCAAUUUUGACAAAGCCAGACCUCAUAGAUAAGGGAACAGAGAAAGGCAUUCUAAAAGUUGUCCACAACAAAGUGAUUCAUCUCCGCAAAGGUUACACCAUGGUGAAGUGCAGAGGACAACAGCAGAUCGAUGACAGAAUUCCAUUGGAGGAAGCGCUAGAAGAGGAGAAAGAGUUCUUCCAAAACCAUGACAUCUUUAGAUGUCUGUUGUCAGAGAAUAAAGCAACUAUUAAAUGUCUUGCCGUGAAAUUGACCAUAGAUCUUGUUGAUCACAUCAAAAAUUCACUGCCACGGCUUGAUGAGCAGGUCAAAAAACUGUUGUGGAAUGUGAGAAAUGAGCUCAAGGAAUGUGAAGGUGGAUCACCACAAGACCCCAAGGGGGCCAAAGAAUUCCUCAUUAAAACCAUAAAAAAGUUCAAUAGUAAUGUCACAUCCAUAUCAUCUGGAGAACUGAUGCUUGAGGAAAAUUUGUUGGCCGAGCUUCGGGGAGAAUUCAGGAAGUGGAACUAUACUCUUAACCAGAAAAAAUCACGCUUUAACAAUGUGAAAGAGCUGAUGAAGAAAAACAGAGGAAGAGAACUGCAUGGCUUCUUAAACUACAAACUGUUUGAAACAAUUCUGCAGGAUCAUGUGGCCCAACUUAAGGAGCCAGCAAUCGACUUACUUCAUAAAACAAACGGCAUCAUCAAUAAACAUCUAACUGACAUGGUCAGUCGUUGUUUCAGGAACUACCCUGUCCUUCAAAACAUUGCCAAGGACAAAGCUGAAAACAUUCAGUCAAGUCAACAGUACAAGACUGAGGAGAGGAUCUCAGAGCAGUUUGACAUGGAAAACGUAAUCUUCACUCAAGACCCACUUUUCUUGAAGACCUUGAAUGAGAUUACCAAUGAGAGAUAUUCAGAAGAGGAGUUACCCUUAAUUGACAAGAAUUGCAAAUACAGUCAAAUGCUUGAGACAUAUUACGAGAUUGUAGCACAACGGUUGACUGACCAGCUACCUUUGAUGAUCACUAAUUUCAUGCUGAAGCAGACUGCUGAGAUGCUGUCUAUUGAAAUGCUGAGUUUAGUGGAUGGGGCAAAUGUGAUUAAGCUCCUGUUUGAGGACACGGAGGUCAGCAGAAGGCGCACAGAACUACGAGCUUGCCUGGGACGCCUGACUGAUGCUCAGGAAGCACUUAACAAUUUUAUUUGAGGGAUAAGGAUAACUGCAUAACAUAUUAAAACUUCCAUUAACAACUUUUUCAGUAAUGUUGGUAAAAAACUUUUGAUUAUAUAUUUAGAUUUCAUUAAAAUAUCACCAGUUUUAUUUUUGAGAUCCACAAAAAAAUAUGUUACUUGAAAUGAUGUCAUAAUUGUAAUCUUUCUAAUAUAACUUCAGCAUAUUACAUUUAGAUUUUAUAUAUAUAUGUUGCUUGAUUUCUGCUUUUCAAGUUAUACUAUAUAUGUUAUAACUUUAAAAAGUAGGUUGUUUUAGCUUUGCAAGUGAAUUAAUCUGUAUUAAAUCAGUUCUGCUUCUGUUAGAAUACACAUCUUUAUUGUUUUCAUCUUGCUUAUUAUAAUAAGGUGGCAAUUU